This is a messenger RNA of Cotesia glomerata, 1428 nucleotides long. RefSeq lists its product as uncharacterized. The record is from RefSeq and is a predicted model, not a curated record. Lineage: Eukaryota; Metazoa; Arthropoda; Insecta; Hymenoptera; Braconidae. Bases 409 to 1173 code for a protein of 254 amino acids. The transcript is spliced from 4 exons.
GAGGGUGCCUCGCACGCCAGUCCGUGUUUCGACGUGACUCGUGCCGCAACCCUUUAUUGUUUGUUCUGUCAAAAAUUCAAAUUCCACUAUCCAAUAUUUACAAAAGUGAAAUGUAAUCAGUAAAUUUGAUAAAUAAUUCACCAAUUUACAUUUUAUUAUUGACAGGAAUAAAAACAAAGACUCGUACAUCCAGACAUUGUGGCUGGCUACAGGAGGAGACAUCUCCUGGUGGAGGAGGUGCCAGGGCUCUAUAUCAGGCGCCUCACUCUCGAAGAUCCAAGAAGUCUACGAGAAAGAGACCGCCCGGACUCAAGGUCACCAUCUCCAGUUCGUCAUAUCUGUCAUUCUCGCAGUGGCCAAGUCCGCCCUGGGCGAGGAUCAUCUAGUUACAGAUAUUGGUUGGAUCGCAUGAAAAAAGAAAAACCUGCUUACUUGACAAUCACAUCGCUUGAACUUCCAGACUCACCAAUUCCUCUAAUAGAUUCUCAAGCAAGUGCUCGAUUUCGUGCUACUGAAUCGUCUGAUGUCAAUUUUGAAAAAGAUGAAAUAUUGGAUGAAUUUAUUGAAAAUAUGACUAAGCUUGGGAAAGGGAGAAAAAAAGCUACCCGUAGUGCUGGUGCAAAUGUUACUAAAACUAUUGAACGUGCUAGGAAACAAUUUAUCGAAACAAAAAAAUAUAAUAGAGCUCUUACUUCCCUUCGGACCAGUACAAAAACUAUCGCUGAAGGACCGCCAAAAAGAUGUACUAAGUCAAGUAACGUCAUGGAAGAAUGCAUAUGUGCGGAAAUCACAGAGAAUUUAAAAAUCAACAUCCAGGAGAAAACGGAGGUCAAUAAAUCUUCGCGCAGUCCCAGUCCGGAAGUGACUCACACAAUAAGAAUUGCGAUGAAAUACCUUGGUCAGCCCGGACGCCGUGAACAACAUGAUGAUGAAGAUAAUAAUGAUGAUGAGGAUGAAAAUCGUGUAAUUGAAAAAAUUUCAUCUUCCGAUGAGCUAUCAAAUAUUUUAGUUAAUCAACAAUUGGCAGAACAGAACCAAUAUUGCAGGGAUACUAACUGUUGUGCCGGUAUUAACGUUGCCUUGGACUUUACACUCAAUUGCAACGGUGUUCAAUUAACGUCUCGAGAUAUUAGUCUAAAACCUGUUACUAAAGAUAAUUCCAAUAUAGAUUAAUACAACUUCAUGUAAUUUACUUUAAACGAGUUUAUGAUACACAUUAUAAUUAAUUUUACGUUAAUAUGUUUAUCGUAAGUGCAGUUUCUGUAUGUAUAAUGAUAUGCUAUGCGAGUGAAACAUGUUACAUGUAUAGUGUUUAAUUAAUCUUCAGUAUACAUAUAUACGUAUAAAGUGAUAAUUAUAUCAUUCGAUUUAAUUUAUAUGAUUGUAGCACUUUUUUAUUGGUAUAAAUAUAAACAUUAAAUGGUUGAA